Molecule: messenger RNA, 3179 nt
Organism: Lobosporangium transversale
Lineage: Eukaryota; Fungi; Mortierellomycota; Mortierellomycetes; Mortierellales; Mortierellaceae
Exons: 2
Coding region: 207-3125 (972 amino acids)
Molecular function (GO): protein binding
Source: RefSeq, a predicted model, not a curated record
CCCCUACUUGUUGAUUUGCAAUCAGAGGAAAGAAAAAAAAGGAAGCUGCCAGAACAUUUACAUUACAAAUCUGUCUAUAAAGCUCUUUUCCCACGUCCUCAUUCUUUUUAUUUAUUUAUUUUUUUCUUAUUUCUACCUCCCCUCCUUGGGUCAAUUGCAUUAUCGAAUAAAAAUAAUAAUAUUAAAAAAAUAAAAAAUAAAAAAAAAUGCCCGCCACGCUGACCGACCUACAACAGUGGAGUGUCCUCCUAGGUAGCGAUCUUCAAUACAAGCCAGAGAAUAGUAGUAGUGAUGCUACAGCUACAGCUACUACUUCUGCUGAUGCUACCAACGAUACCAAGGCCGGUUCACAAUUGAGUGCAGAUACGAGUCCUUUGACUCAAUUGCUCCUUGCCGGAGAAUAUGACCUUGCUCUAAAGUCACCCGUUGCAGCUGAAAUCUUUGGUACAAAUCUUUCAGACGCAGAUCCUGAUGUGAUCGCCCUUGAUACAUCCUUUGAUCUGGCCACAUUCUUGACCAAACGUAUUCAAACCUAUAUCAACAAUUAUUCAUCAUCUACAUCAUCUACAUCAUCUACAUCUACAUCUUCUGCAACCUUGGAUGUUCUCUUUGUCGCCAUUGCGGCCCUUUAUGCCUUUGUUCAGGCUGGUUGGACUGGCCCCGACCUUGGCUUUGAGCCCAUUGAUAUCUUACCCGCUUUACUUCGUCCUGAUCGCAAUAACAGAACCAAAGAUCUGGAUGCUCAAGCGUUAGACAAACUCUCAGUCGGAGGCGAGACCACCUAUCAUCUCUCCCGUCAAAUCUUGUUUUUGUAUACGUCCAGAAUCAUUCUGGUCGAUAAUUUGGAUCUUCUUAAACGAGAUCCUGAAGUCGCCAAGACCGCUCCUUGGUGGGCCCUCCGAACUUUGUUUCUGCAGCAGAGAACUCUGGAAGGGCCCACAGGUGUACUCCAGUCCCAGAUGUUGGCCUUGGCAAACGAGAUCGAAACUGCUGUGAUGACUGAGGUUGAGCGUGAGGAUGGACCUUUGGAAGCCAUUGACAAGAAAGAAGCUCAAACGCGAUUCUGGAUCGAGAAGGGUUUGGUCCUGCAUUAUUACACAGAUGACACCAAGGCCUAUGAGACCUUCCAAAAGGCUCAAUCCACCUCUGGCUUCCGCUUCAAGGUCACGGGCGCAUUGGGCAAACGGACCAAAUUCCAAACGUACGAUACUUCUCAACUCGUGGUCGUUGCAGAGAGUAGUCAAGAUAUGGCCAGUGCUCGUCCUACUGCUUAUAAAUCCAAUGCAGGUGGAAAUUCAGAAACAACAUCUUCAUCGGGCACAGGGACAGGGACAGGGACAGGGACAGGGACAGGGACAGGAACAGAGGGAGCAAAUGGAACAGAAGUCUCAACACCCACACCCACAUCCACGUCCACAUCCACAGGAAGAGGAGGUCCCAGAAACCUUGAACAUAACGAUGACACCAUCCUAGAAAAGAUCCAGUUCACAGAACUGACGGAAGAACAACGCGCCAACCUGGGUGAUCUGGAAUUAGACCCUUCCAAAAAAAUCGAAGACCUUCACCCAAUCGAUCACGCUCUCUUGUUAGCAUUCUGCCUCAACAUCAAAAACACCAAUCCAGCUCAUGGUCUCACGGUCGAACAAAUGUUCCCCUUUGUCACCCGAGUGCUCGAGACCCCCAAUAACUGGACAGUCUACACAAUGGCUCUUUUGCUCCGUUCACGUCUCGAAUCCGACAAGUCCAGAACAGUCGAACGUGGUACGUUGCAGCUGCAGGCUCUAGUGGAUCAAACCAAGAUUGAAGAUGAAACCUCAACCACCCAAGAAAGGAUGCAUCAUUUCUUUUCAGUCUUGUUGCCUUCCAAAUGGGAACUCGAAAAGGAAUUGGCAGAACAAUACAUGAAGCUGGGCGUUAUCCGUUCGGCUCUCGAGAUCUUUGAACGACUCGAGCUUUGGGAGGAUGUGAUUGCCUGUCAUCAAUUCUUGGACCAGACUGCAAAAGCCAAGGCGCUCUGUCAUGAAUUAUUACAACAGAAUCCCAAGAGUCCCAAAUUGCUCUGUAUCCUUGGUGAUCUGGAUCAAGAUCCUGAAAAGUAUAAGGAAUCUUGGGAGGCCUCAGGUCAGCGUUUCGCGCGUGCUCAACGAUCAUUAGGAUCCUAUUAUUAUAAACGUCAAGAGUUUGCGCCUGCCAAGGUAGCGUUUCAGCAAGCACUCAAGAUCAACCCUCUUUUUGAGAACUCUUGGUUUAUCCUGGGCUGUAUCUGUAUGCAACUUGAGGAUUUCUCAGUCGCGAUCGAGGCCUUUACCAGGGUCGUCUCAUUGGAUCCCAACAACGGAGAGGCCUGGAAUAACUUGGCAGCGAUUCAUAUGCGUGAGAACAAUAAUGUGGAUGCUCACCAUGCUUUGCGACAGGCUCUGAAGGAGAAGCGAGAGUCUUGGAAGAUCUGGUCGAAUUACAUGUACUGCUCCAUCGACAUUGGUGAUUUCACAGAAGCUAUCCGGGCCAUGGGUAUGGUGGUCGAAAUACGUUACAAGCAAGUGAAAAGGGAAAGCGACAAGAGGAAAAACAGCGGUACCAACAGCAACAGCACUGGCGAAGCCGAUGACGAAGCGGCUCAAGAGAUUGUUGAUAUCAUGGUCUUGGACAGGAUCGUUCAGGGUCUAACCCGGGACCUCAAGGAUCUUUAUUCCAAACGAGUUGCGUUCCAAGAGUCCAAGAUCGAAGAGCUCUUGCUCGGCAUCACCAACCGAAUCUCGAAUGACCCUCGGAUCUGGAAGAUCUGUGGGAAAUUCUACUUUUGGCAAAAGAACUAUCCAGAAUGUUUAGAAUCCCAUCUCAAGGCCUAUCGUUCCGUCACCCUGAGCUCCAAGAUCGAGACUGAUCAGGCCGAGUUUGAGAAGGCAGUGGAGGCAGCGAUUGAGAUGGUGGAUUGGUAUCGUAACCUGGGUCCUUUGACCUAUAAGGAUUCACAGGGUCAGGAGCAGAUCGUAGCCAAGGAUUGGGCCUACCGUGCGAAACAGAUGAUCAAGAGCCUGAUGGGCAGGACAAGGGAUUCUUGGGAAGACCAACCAGCGUUUGAGAAGUUGAAGGAUACCUUGGAGGGCCUCAAAACCGAGAAGUAAAAUGAAGUACAACAGAAACAGAAACUUUUUUUUUUUUUUCUUUUUCUUUUUUUU